This is a messenger RNA of Manduca sexta (tobacco hornworm), 1361 nucleotides long. Its product is annotated as remorin. Bases 340 to 1257 code for a protein of 305 amino acids. Lineage: Eukaryota; Metazoa; Arthropoda; Insecta; Lepidoptera; Sphingidae. The record is from RefSeq and is a predicted model, not a curated record. The transcript is spliced from 8 exons.
GUAGGUUACGGAAUGAAGUAACAGUUCAUACAGGAAUAGCUGAGUACCAUUAUUUUCGGGCUAUUUAUGAUAACAGCGUCUUGGGGGAUGGCAGCAAAUUUAUUUUACUCCACAAACACUUAGGGAAUUUAUUAUUCAUAACCGUUUAGUGUUGCUCUCGUCAAAAUUGAAAUUCACGCGGGAGCUUUUAAACGUUCUACGCCGUGCAAUACACUGCUAUUUUUAAAACACCGCGUCUGCUUUGCCAAGAAUAGAUUGGUGUAGUUUUGAAUCUUUCACUCGAUACUUGUGUUUCGUGCUUUUCAAAAUUACUCUGAAAUAAAUACGCUUUAGCAAAUUAUGUCUGAUUCAGUCCAGAGUCAAGAGGCGGGCGGUGGUGAGACAGUGGCACCGGCGCCGCAGGCAGCACCGGUAGCACCCGCACCCGAGGCUCCUAAACCCGUGGAGGCACCAGUCCCGGCACCAGAAGCUAAAGUUGAAGACCCAAAAGAAGUGAAAGAAGAAGUCAUACCAAAAGUAGAAGAAAAACCAGCUGAUGAAGUAAAACCGGAGCCAGUUGCUGCCAGCUCGGCAGAACAAAUUAGUAUCCCUGAACAAAAAACAGAGAUCCAAGCCACCAAUGGAGAUAAUAGCUGGCAAGAAAGGGAAAAGCAGCUUCUUUUAAAGAUAGAAGAAUUAGAAAAAAUUAAAAACGAAAGGACAGAGGAUGGCCUGAAAUUAGAAUUAAAGGUUCGUGAAGAAGAAAUCGACCUUCUAAAAGCUAGAGUAAAGAAUUUAGAAACAGAACUGCAAGCCGCCCUGUCUAAACCAAGCGGAAAGAAUCAGGAGAUGAUUGAAAACAUCAAGCAGCAGCACGAAGAGCUGCUAAGCAAAGCACGCGGCAUGAUCUUUGAUAAAACGAAGAUGGUGAAGAACCAAGAGUUGCAAAUCGAGGCGCUGACCACGCAGGUGGCGUCGCUCAAGGAUAUCAACCAGAUCACCAAGGACCUGCUCGAGAUCAGGAACGGCGAAGUCAAGGCGAUGGAGGACCGUCUGCAAGUGAUGGAGGCGAGGUUCAAGGCGGAGAAGAACAGGUACGACCUGGUGCUGCAGCGGGCACAGACCAGCACGAACAUCAACGACGACCUGCGCAAGGAGUACGAGACGCAGCUCGCCAUCUUCAAGGAACUCAGAGAGAAAUACGAGCAAAGGGUUCAAGCGUUAGUGGCUGAAAACAACAAACUCAAAGAAUCCGUGAAAGAAGGCACUUCGUCGUAACAAACACCAUUGUUGACUUAAAUAAGACUGUUUUUAUACGUUUAUGGUCUUUUGAUAAUUGUAUUAUUGUAAUUAAAAUUUUUUGAAUAAAUUUCGUAAUUUGC